Messenger RNA from Rosa rugosa (rugosa rose), 1349 nucleotides. RefSeq names its product superoxide dismutase [Fe] 3, chloroplastic. Gene Ontology annotation, cellular component: chloroplast nucleoid. The transcript has 9 exons. The coding region runs from base 192 to 977 and encodes 261 amino acids. Gene Ontology annotation, molecular function: superoxide dismutase activity; metal ion binding. Gene Ontology annotation, biological process: superoxide metabolic process. The record is from RefSeq and is a predicted model, not a curated record. Lineage: Eukaryota; Viridiplantae; Streptophyta; Magnoliopsida; Rosales; Rosaceae.
GAUUCAUUCAUACUCCUUUGUUUUUACAGGCCGGGUAGGAUUUUACUGCUGCUUCUUCCUGUCCGUCCAAGUCCAAGGAGGAGAGGGCUGAACCUUACCCAAAAGCAAUCAUACCUGAAGCCGCAAUCGGAAAGCUCUAAACUUGACUGCACCCAGGCAGACCUUCUGCUGUAAAGCACCAGAGGAGAGCAAUGUUAUCCUCUUCUUCUCCUCCAAGCUCUCAUCUUUUGUUGACUCACUGUUUUAAGACUCCCAACCUUUCUCAUCAUCAGUGUAAGCGGCAGAAAAGAUGGGCCAAUGGGUCACAGAGAGCUUCUAAAGUUGUUGCUUACUAUGGCUUGAAGGAACCACCUUAUAAACUUGAUGCUUUGGAACCCUAUAUGAGUCAGAGGACAUUGGAGGUUCAUUGGGGAGGCCAUCAUCGUAACUACUUGGAAGGUUUGAACAAACAGCUAGAGAAGAGUGACAUACUGUAUGGCUACACUUUUGAUGAACUUGUCAAAGCAACAUAUAAUAAUGGGAAUCCCUUACCUGAAUUUAACAACGCUGCCCAGGUCUGGAAUCACGACUUCUUUUGGGAAUCCAUGCAACCUGGAGGAGGGGACAUGCCCAAACUAGGAGUACUUGAGCAGAUUGAAAAGGAUUUUGGUUCCUAUACAAGUUUCAGAGAGAAGUUUAUAGAGGCAGCACUAACUCUAUUUGGCUCAGGCUGGGUUUGGCUUGUUUUAAAGAGAGAAGAGAGACAACUCAAGAUAGUUAGAACUUCAAAUGCCAUUUGCCCACUUGUCUGGGAUGACAUACCGAUAAUCUGUUUGGAUAUGUGGGAGCAUGCUUAUUAUCUGGAUUACAAGAAUGAGAGAGGAAAGUAUGUGGAUGCAUUUAUGAACCAUCUUGUGUCUUGGAAUGCGGCAAUGGUGCGCAUGGCCCGUGCUGAGGCGUUUGUGAAUUUAGGCGAACCUAAUAUCCCUGUUGCUUGAAAUGCAUUGAGAUUAUAGAGGUAGUGCGGCUAACCAUUAUCAAGAGACUCCCCUAAUGAGUUUAUGCUAGUUUUUGGGGAAUCCACCGGAGUUUGAGGUAGAUUUUGAUCUGUUUUCAAGAAAGAGGACAUUAGUGGUGCUAUUGUGCUGAUGGAUGAUCUGCAUAGAGUGUGUCACAAAUAGUGUGUGAUUUUAGGGUCAACACUCUCAACAGUAGAGAAAUUGUACGAAUUCUAGCGAGAUGUAAUGAUGUAUUUUUUUUUGUGGUCUGGAACUGGAAGUUCAAGGGCAGAGAAUGAGUGUCGUACAAAGCUAAGCCUAAGCCAUAUAAAACAUGAAUUGAGCAAUGGAAAAAGAAAGAAAUGGCUUCCA